Messenger RNA from Lecanosticta acicola, 2828 nucleotides. Lineage: Eukaryota; Fungi; Ascomycota; Dothideomycetes; Mycosphaerellales; Mycosphaerellaceae. The record is from the annotation of a GenBank genome assembly.
AUGGGUAUCCAUGGGUAAGUGGCUCACACACUCCUGUGCCACCGACUUCCACUGACACUACACUUCAUCGCAGCAUCUUCAAGGAAAUCGGGCCUGGACAGCGUAUCUCUCUCCUCAAGCUGUCGUCAGACCACUUGGUCGCCCACAAUCGCCCUUUCCGCCUUGCGAUCGAUAUCUCGAUCUGGCUCUUCCAGAUUCAGGCCGGCAAAGGAGGCUCCAAUCCUGCUCUCCGCACCUUCUACUACCGCCUGCUCCGCCUUUUGUCAUUGAACAUCCAGCCCCUCUUCGUUUUCGAUGGACCAAACAAGCCGCUCUUCAAGCGCAACAAGAAGGUCGGAGGACCCGGAGUCCGGGUAGCAAGUGUACCGGAGUUCCUCGCGAAGCAACUCCUGAAGCACUUUGGGUUCCCCUGGCACGUCGCGCCUGGAGAAGCAGAGGCAGAGUGCGCUCUGCUGCAGAAAGAGGGCUUAGUAGAUGCAGUCUUCAGUGAGGACGUGGACACGCUGAUGUUUGGAAGUCUGGUCACCUUGAAGAAUUGGAGCGCAGAGGGGAGCAGCAAAGUCCCAACGCACGUCAAUGUCUAUCGUGCGGCGCAGACGAAAGAGAAGAGCGGUAUGGAUAAGGAAGGUAUGGUUCUAGUUGCGCUCAUGAGCGGCGGCGAUUACAUUCCUGAAGGCAUACCUGGAUGCGGCCCCAAAUUGGCUUGCGAUGCCGCAAGAGCAGGAUUUGGAAAAGAGCUCAUCACGCUAGCGAGCAAGAAGGACACUGCCGGACUAAAAGAGUGGAGGGAGAGAUUUCAGCAUCAGAUUCGCACCAACGAGGCUAAAUUCUUCUCGCGGAAGAAUUCGAAGCUGGUCAUUCCAGAGGAUUUUCCAAACCAGGAAGUUUUUGGCUACUAUACACAUCCAUGUGUCUCAACACCGGAGAGAGUCCAAAAGUUAAAAGAUAGUUUGAAGUGGGAUUCUGCGAUAGAUUUCGCUGGUCUAAGGGACUUCGCUGGCGAUGCUUUCGAUUGGAGAAAUCUUGGAGGGGCGAAGAAGUUCAUUCGUAACUUAGCGCCCGCAAUGUUGGUCCGAGAGUUACGACUUCGGGGUGAUGAAGACCUGCAACUUGAUCCGGAGGCGCAAGAAGCACGCGAGAAGGAGCUUGUCACAGCCAUCCACGGAAAGCGGAAUCAUCACACCAGUGAUGGAGAGCUGGAGUACCGGAUAUGCUUCGUCCCACACAAUCUUGUGCCCAUUGACCUGAGUAUCGAGGACGAGGACGACGAUUUCAUUCCCGCUGGCGGGCUUGAGAGCGACGUAGAGAGCGAGUUUGCGACCAUUGCUAGCACUACUGCUGACGGGGCAGUUGACCUGACAGCACCAGCUUCGCCAUCGAAGAGAAAACGUACGGUAAAGCCAUAUGAACCCGAUCAGCCAGAGAAAAUCUGGCUCGUCCAUAGCUUUCUCAAGCUCGGGAGCCCGCUCCUGGUCGAAGACCACGAAGCGAGCCUGCGAGAUCCGAAAGCACUACUCAAAGCUAGAAGACAGGCUAAAGCUGCGACCGCCAGCAGCUCGAAUAUCCAUGCUAAGAAGCCGACAAAGCGAGCAACGAAGAAACAAAUCGAUAUGCCUCAACAUGCCCUCAUGCAACAUUUCACGGUCGUCAAGUCUUCUCAAGAAAAGCCGAGUACGCAAGAGCAGCGAGAACCGUUGAAAACGCUUCGAGCUGGUGCAAAUGUACGAGCUAAGGCGUCGAGACCAAGAUCUUUGGAUGCCGACGAAGUAGUAGCAGAGGUCUCGCGCUUCGUCUUUCCACAGACAAAAGCGUUGUCUUCUGGCCUACUUCCACAGGGGGAGAUAGUGGAAGUUGAAGAUGAUGACGAGACACCGAAGCCUCGCAAGCAGGCCCCAGAACCUGCAAAGACGAGGGAUCGUCCAUUCCUGGCCUUCGCGGCGAAGAAUAUCCAGAAGCGGGCAGAGCCACACAGGACUCCGCAGCGGCGUAAGAGACGCUCGCCCGAUGUGGCUUCACCUGCGUUGAGCCAGAGGACCAUUGACUCGUACUAUUCACCCUCCCCUGGGAAGGCUUUGCAUCAGCAGUCCGAAAUUAUCGAUCUCAUCUCUUCUUCGCCUGUAAAACCCGAUCCGCCACGCGCCGGCACUCCAACACCAACAAACCCUAGGAUGCAAUCAGUUCGCGAAGUGGAUCUUGUCGUCGGCGCAAGCCUAGACUACUCGCCGGGAAAGCUACCUAGCUCCGUGACCAAACGCAGGAAAAAGGCAUCUUUGAAGAGACAUCAGACUGCACCGCCGCAAGGCGUUGAGGACGAUCUGGAUUUUUCCCUGCCUACGCCGACGUCCAGGCCUUCGACUCCUGAUGUAACAUCAGUCGAUCCGAUGGAAGCAAUGGAUUUGGCAAGCCCUCCCUUUGACAACUUUGCAGAGGCAAGGGGCUUCUUGAAAGAGGCGGCAUCACUCUCAAUGCCAGGCAAGGCACGGUUGAAAGCGCCCGUAACUUUACCAAUGGUGCCUCCUCCCGCCCCGGCUAUAAAAAUAAGUAAGCCAAAGAGCACUGCAAGGUCUUCGAAAGCUACGAGCAGGCCAGAUUCCUCCUCUACUCAGGCUUCUGCUGCACGUCGUUCGCCCCGUCAGCACUUCCAAGUCACGAAGAAGCGCAUCCAACUCCGCGAGAGUCUCGAAGGAUCAUGGAAGGAGGUUGACGACGAGACUGAGACACUGGACCUCUCCGGCGACGGCAGUGGCUUCACACAAAGCAAAGGACGAGCGAAAUUGGAAGGACGGCGAGUCAGUGGAAUUGAGAUUUUGGAUUUGACUGGAGCAUGA